AUGUGCCGUUCCGAAGCUGGUGAGCACUUGCAGCCAAUGCCCCCAAAGAAGAGGUCCGGCUCAAAGAAGAAGAAGGAGGUGCUACAAGAUCCGAACACCAUUUCGAACGGUGAGUGCAACUACUACAUAGGCUCUUGGUCCUACUACCAAAGCAUAGACGCUGUCUCCGACAUUGCACACACGGUGCUGCAGCAGCACACAUCCGCUGAUGAAGAAGUGGGGACUUUGCCACGCACAAAUAUUCUUUUACAAGCAUGCAAGCUCGGGGACGCGAGUACCCACUAUGCUGUAGAAGUGGCCGACAACAUGGUUGUUGAGAGCGUGCCCCGAUCCUUUAUGGAAAAUGCAGAACAGUUGAAGAAGGAACUCAGCACGGAUGGAGAAGAGGCUUUGAAACAAGGGGAGACCGCUUCAGUGCAGGAACAGGUGGAUUCAUCUCCUGUAGUGAGUGAAAAGUUGAAGAAUGAGCUCAGCAUGGACGGAGAAGAGGCUUUGAAACAAGGGGAGACCGCUUCAGUGCAGGAAGAUAUAGAUUCAUCUCCUGUAGUGAGUGAACCCGAUGUUGGCGCCUCACGGAGCUCCCGCGAUGUGAUUCUGGAGGGGACCGUGCAUAUUGAUGGCAUUGUGACGCGCAUUGUGAUUAAACCCGACCUUCCAGAGCCUCCUGCUCCCCCACCAAUUAAGCGAGGGCGCUCCGUCAAGCGCAAGAAGAGUUCAAAGCUUAUUGAGGAAGAACAAAGGCGCUUAGCUGAAGCCGCACGAAUAUAUGAAGAGAAAGUUAAUGCAGCUGUUGCAGCUGCUCGGGAAGAGGAGGAAUAUCAAAUGCAGUUUGCACAUCCUAAUCGUUGGCCCCAUGUAGUAUUCUCUAAUAUGACUUUUGCAGGUCAGGUAAUAGUUUCUCAUGCACACGUGACAUUCCGCAAUUGCCGCUUUUCCGCAAGUGGCCUAGACAUUACCCAGCUUCUGGUGACGCAGUACUGUGAGGUGGAGUGUAUAAAGUGUACCUUUGAGUGUCCUGCAAAGGGCAGCGUUUACGGCUUCCCAAGGAGUAAGUUGACCUUUCGAAAAUGCCUCUUUACGGGUAGUUCAAAUAUGUUGCCUUCAGGGAUACUCGCCAAGAGUAAGGAUUGCAAACAGCGGCUCAGGGCUGUGGGGCUGCAUACCGACUGUUCUCGCGUCAUGGUGGAGGAUUCUCAAUUCACAGAGUUGGAAACUGCUAUUCUUUUGCGUGGCUCACACCCUGACGGCACCGCUGGAAAGCCAGGGAUGGUGGUGCAAGCCUGCAAGAUGGACAACAUCUUCGGCACAGGUGUCGUUUUGGACGGUGCGCGUGGGGUGGAGCUGACGAAGAACAAAUUCUCAGAGUGCGAAUACUACUCGUUGGACUGUGUCAAGGGCAAAGAUAUCCGCGUGUUUCAAAACAGGUUUUACUCGCAGGUUCGCGUUCAGGAGCGUGCGGAGGUGAAAUUCAUGCACAAUAAGUGUGGAACGGUGCCCCUGAGUUUGCAGGAAGUUGACAACCCCAACUGGCAGCCGGUGUACUGA
This is a messenger RNA of Trypanosoma rangeli, 1545 nucleotides long. RefSeq lists its product as uncharacterized. The transcript has a single exon. Bases 1 to 1545 code for a protein of 514 amino acids. The record is from RefSeq and is a predicted model, not a curated record. NCBI's taxonomy places the organism in Eukaryota, Euglenozoa, Kinetoplastea, Trypanosomatida, Trypanosomatidae.